Messenger RNA from Caenorhabditis elegans, 1730 nucleotides. RefSeq names its product glucuronosyltransferase (gene ugt-40). The record is from RefSeq and is marked reviewed. Gene Ontology annotation, cellular component: membrane. The transcript is spliced from 10 exons. Gene Ontology annotation, molecular function: UDP-glycosyltransferase activity; glucuronosyltransferase activity. Lineage: Eukaryota; Metazoa; Nematoda; Chromadorea; Rhabditida; Rhabditidae. Bases 23 to 1603 code for a protein of 526 amino acids.
UUAUACAAAUCUUCGAGACAAAAUGAAGGGUUUCUCUUUAUAUUUAUACUAUUUGCUCUUGAUAUCAUCAACAACUUCCUACAAUAUUUUAGUAUUCUGUCCACUUUUUGGACAUAGCCAUUCCACAUUUUUUGGACGGCUUGCAGAUAUUCUAACGGAAGCUGGACAUAAUGUUACACUAUUUUCUCCUACAAUUAUUGAUGAAUUUCGAAAUUAUAGCUAUACAAAACUAACAAAGGAUGUUGCCUAUUUAGAUCCAAGUCCUGAACUCAAAGCAAUUGGGGACUUAAUUGCGGGUAACAAACGAUGGUGGAAUCAAGAAUUUUCAGUUUUUGAAAUUCCUCAAACCACUCGAUUUUUCAAGUCAAUUACUCGGGAACAAAACAACGUAUUAGCUAAUAAUUUAGCUCUUCUUGAUGGUCUAAAACAGAAAAAGUUUGAUCUCAUUCUUUUUGAAUCGGUUUUCACAUGCGCACUACCACUCAUGGAAUACUUGGAAAUAAAAUCGUUUGCUGUUGCACAAUCGAUUGCUUAUGAGCCCAUAACUUUAGGUGCUCUUGGGGAUACUGUAAUGACCAGUCACAUACCGAACCUGAUGGCACAAUCUUCUGAUAAAAUGAGCCUAUGCGAAAGAAUGCUGAACACUCUGAUUCAAGCAAUGCUCAAUGUAUAUGGAAUGACUCCUGAAUAUUAUCAAUCCUAUACAAACCCUGAAAAGAAGAUUUAUACAUUGGAAAAGCUAUCGGAGGCCUCGUUUAUAUUCAUGAAUUCCAAUCCGUUUUUGGACUUUCCCCGAGCCACAAUCACUAAAAAUAUCCAAAUUGGAGGCAUCUCUGUAAAUCUUGACACGCUUAAGAGCAGCGGAAAAUUGACCGAAGAAUGGGAUCAAAUAUUAAACCUUCGUGAAAAAACACUACUCGUCUCUUUUGGAUCAGUGAUUUUAUCACAGGACAUGCCUUUCGCUUACAAGGUAGGGUUGACAAAUGCAAUGAAACAACUCAAUGACGUCACUUUUAUUUGGAAAUAUGAAGGUGAUGAUAAAAAGGAGUUUGCAAAUGGAAUUAAGAAUAUUCACUUUUCAAAAUGGGUCCCACAGAGAGAACUUUUAGCCGAUCCCCGUUUAUCAGCUUUUAUGACUCAUGGAGGUUUGGGAAGUGUCAAUGAAGUCAGUUACUUUGGAAAACCAACGAUCAUGUGUCCACUUUCUGGCGAUCAGAUGAGAAAUGCCAAAAUGCUUGAACGUCACAACGGAUCUAUAGAAUUUUCAAAGUAUGAUCUACACAAUGAGAAAGUUGUCGCAAAUGCUUUUCGAAAAAUUUUAUACGAUGAAAGUUACACACUAUCUGCAAAACGGCUCUCCGAACAUCUCCAAUUCCAACCCGUAAAACCUAAAGAACUAUUUCUGAAGCAUGUCGAAUUCGCAGCAAGGUUUGGAAAACUGCCAUCAUUGGAUCCAUAUUCUCGGCAGAUGGGAUUCAUUCAAUAUUUUCUUAUUGACAUUGCAUUUAUUGUACUGACUGUGGUUUUGACUAUUGUUUCGGUGUUAUACUUUGUGCUGAAAUUUGUAGCCUCUUGUUUGAAGGCCAAAAUCAAAACAGAUUGAAAAUAAUAGGCUACACGCAAACAACUUCUUGAAAAAUUUCCCCGCAAAUUUUUAAUAACAUACAAUUUUCAAAAUUUGAUUCUGUGAUGUAUAAAAUAGUUUAAUGAAUAUUUUUUUAAAUCUAAAA